AUCGAAUUAAUAAUCUCGUGGAAAUUUACAACUUGCGACUAGUCACCUUUAUCACGACUUUAACUUCCGCCCCACUCUUCACCUCUCGCUCCUCUUCUCCCGACCUACACAGCGGUUUCGUCUCAGUUCCGUACUGUGUAUAUACAAAUCGUGCAUAAUGAGUGACGGAUUGCAUACAGGUAACAUUGAGGUUUCCCUCAACUCCGAAUCUAAAGCCCUAUAAACGCAAUGCUGAUAUCAAGUCCAGGGGUUUACUUCACCCCGACCAGCCACACCGACACCUACCCAGCUAUUGAUCCGCGUAAAUGUGACCUAAGCGGAAAGUACGUCUUCAUAACAGGCGCAUCCAAAGGCAUUGGGUGGGCCACUGCGUUAUCAUAUGCAAAAGCCGGCUGUGCUGGGAUCGGGGUCGGCGCUCGUACAGAUCUCUCGUCGCUCGUACCACUUCUUACUCAGGCUGCAGAGGAAGCAGGCAAACCAGCUCCCCAAGUAGUACCUAUUACACUAGAUGUGACAGAUGCAGAGAGCGCAUCAUCAGCGGCCACCUCGAUUGCCUCAUCGUUCCCCCGCCUAGACAUUCUUAUUAACAACGCUGGGUACCUUGAAAAACGCGUCAAAAUCGUGGAAAGCGACCCAUCCGAAUGGCAGAAGACAUGGUCGGUCAAUGUCAUUGGGCCAUACUUAGUCACUCGGGCAUUUCUUCCGCAGAUGCUAAGCAAAGGCGGAGACAAGAUCGUUGUAAACUUGGGCAGCAUUGCGGCACAUUUGACAUCACCUGGAGCUUCAGCUUACCAAACCAGCAAACUCGCUGUUCUUCGCUUUACGGAAUUUUUGGAUGCGGAUCAUGGACCGGACGGUGUUCUGACUUUUGCUGUGCACCCUGGCGGGGUGCCAACGGAUAUGGGAAAAAGGCUUCCUGAACAGAUGCACAAGGCUUUGACAGAAACUCCAGAGCUGUGUGCAGAUACGUUGGUAUUCCUUACUGAGAAAAGACGGGAGUGGUUAGCUGCUAGGUAUGUCUCAGUGACUUGGGACGUGGAGGAGCUAUUGCAGAAGGAAGAGGAGAUUGUGAGGGAGGACAAAUUGAAGGUUAGGAUGCGUAUCUAAAUUGUUAU
This is a messenger RNA of Aspergillus caelatus, 1115 nucleotides long. Its product is annotated as SDR family NAD(P)-dependent oxidoreductase. The record is from RefSeq and is a predicted model, not a curated record. NCBI's taxonomy places the organism in Eukaryota, Fungi, Ascomycota, Eurotiomycetes, Eurotiales, Aspergillaceae. Bases 229 to 1107 code for a protein of 292 amino acids. Gene Ontology annotation, cellular component: cytosol. Gene Ontology annotation, molecular function: oxidoreductase activity. The transcript has a single exon.